This is a messenger RNA of Aplosporella prunicola CBS 121167, 1767 nucleotides long. RefSeq lists its product as uncharacterized. The record is from RefSeq and is a predicted model, not a curated record. The transcript is spliced from 3 exons. Bases 1 to 1767 code for a protein of 588 amino acids. Lineage: Eukaryota; Fungi; Ascomycota; Dothideomycetes; Botryosphaeriales; Aplosporellaceae.
AUGACACACAUUGCCAACUGCAUGCGGGCCAGCGCCAUGGGUAAAGGCCAGGUCUAUUUAUCUGACGAGAUGUCCUCCGGUGCCAUAACUGUGAGUCUAGGCCUCGAUUCGCUGGUUUGUCUGUCAAUUGCUACCUCGCCGGACUUUGCUGAUCCGACCCUCCCCAGCACCUCGACGCGCAAGGGCGCCCCGAAAUACCAGCUUUGGCCUUCCAGCUCCAGCAAGAGCCCGACCUACCAAACCCGACCCACCUUCGCCCAGGAAAAGGCAAUGGCUCUUUCCGUAAAACGUUCCGCGACCGCAAUGGGCGACGCCAUUGUUACCGCCGAUGCCUCGGGCUCUCGCAACAGACAUGGUUCGAUUUCGAGGAGGCGCAAAGUCAGCGUUCCGGAAUUGCAGCCGCCUCCUCCAAUGACCACUCUGCGGGAGAACUGCAUGGAUUCUCCCACGAUUCCGGGAAGGCCUCCAAUCGCAAGGCCAGUUUACGAAACGACCCACGAGAGAUCUCCUAGCGCACCUGUACAGCCGGGCGCUGGUUGGAGGGCAAACCCCUUUGGCGAUGCGAUGACCUCUUGCAUUACUGGACCGGCGCCUGUUGCUGCGAAAAAGCCUUUGUCGCCCUUGUCGCAGGGCACCGAGCCGACUCAAGAGGUUGAGCUCAACUUACCCCUCCUUAGGCCCUUGUCGCCCAUCUUGAGCCCGACGACGACCGAAAAGCCCAAGCUGCAAGCCAACACAAAUGUUCCUGCCGCCGACGACGACGGUGAUAUUCCUCCCGCGGUUCCUCCGAAAUCCCCCUCGCUUUUCAAGAAAUCUCCGAUUUUCCGCCAGCAAGCUCGGAACGAUUCUGGUGUCGCUUGUGCUCCGAUCAACGAGGUGCCACCAAUGCCGACGAAACCGGUCACCGGAAAUGCCGACUGCUCUUCUCCGGAAGCAUUGCAAAAGGGUGAGAUCCGGAGGAUUCACAGCAGGAAGUGCUCGGAGGAAAGGCCAAAGCCCACCGAAGACAAGCACAAGGGCCUCAGGAAGAUGUGGUCUGAUCAAUCGCUCAUUGACCGGGGACGGCCUGUCGCGAGGUCUCAGCGCCUGCCUCAUAGUCGCAAGGGCUCGUCGACCAGCUCGUCGGAAAAGGACAAUGGAGACACGUGGAAACUGCCGAGGGGCCUCCCAACCACGGAAGCAGCGACAAAAUACCCGACCAAGGACAGGGAACGGCUGCGGACCAAGGCGUCAUCCCAGGCGGAGAAGUUCGAAGUUCUCACCUCGAGGGAUGUCAACUCCCUCACGAAGGAACUCGAGGCGCUGGACGAGAGAUGCGAGUAUCUGCGUAGAACUUACAAGUCGCUCCGCGAGGGCCGGCAGAAGCUCCACACGCGGAUGAUCUCAUAUCUGAAGCGGAGCGACGCUGUGGUCUUCUCACGGGAGAACUUGCUGAAGCAAGAGGAAGCCCUCAUCGAGCUGGACCUCUCUAUCGACGACUGGACGGUCAAGAUCGAGCAAGCGGAGAACCGGAGACACCGCAUUCGUCACAAGCUGCUGGAGCACGUGGCAGCUGCUGUGACGCUGCCGCAGGUUCCAUAUCCCGGCGGAGCUGCCGAGGCCACGCCUCCUCGUAGCCCUGUAAAGGACGAGAAAGCUGACAGCCCACCACCCCGCAUCGAACGUAAAGAUGUCGAGUCGAUUAAAAUUUAUGCCGAUGGCGACGUCCUGAGCCUGUUUUCGGACAUCGAGCAAGCCAUUGGAAGGAUGUGCGAGCAUGCCGAAUAA